AUGCGUGGUUUUAUUGUUUUGUGCUUGGUGGCGGCCGUAUACGCAGACAAGUUGGGCUACAAUUACAGACCCGUACCCCACUCUUCAUCAGGACUUUCCUUCGCACCCGGCAGCGGUGGUGUAGGUGGAGAUCUUUCCGGCUUCAGCGGAUUAGGCGAUCUAGGCGGUUCAGGUAGCUCUGGAAACUUUGGCGGUCUAACUGGCGUAGGCAGUGGAUUUGACUCCGGCGCACAAUCUGCUCUAUCGCCUGUGACACAGGAAGCCAACAAGGAGUUCUUCACUUUUACCGCUCCUGAAGAGGAGUUCGACGAUGCUGAAGGUACUCAACAGUUAGCCAGCUCUUUGAAGAAGAAUGUGCGUGUCAUCUUCAUUAAGGGUCCCGAAAACAAUGGCUUAGAGAAGGCUGCUCUUGCUCUGGCCAAAAAUGCUGCUGAACAGAGGACCGCCAUUUAUGUGCUGCAGAAGCAACACGAUCUCGCUGACUUGGCCAACAAGUUCCGUGCUCUCAACGACCAGCGUAACAGCCAUCCUGAGGUUCACUUCGUUAAGUACCGCAACCCUAAUGAUCUGGCUAACGCACAGAGCACCAUUCAAUCGCAAUACGAUCAAGAGCCUGGUGCAUCUCAAAACUACAACGGCGGUGUCACUCCCGUGCUCAACUUUGCUUCGCCAUCCGUUCCAUUACAAUCAUAUGGACAGCAACAGAACUAUAAUCCAGCUGCAAGUAACACGAAUGCCAAUUAUCUGCCUCCUUCGUUAUUGAAACGUCUCCGCUUCUAG
This is a messenger RNA of Anastrepha obliqua, 780 nucleotides long. RefSeq lists its product as uncharacterized. The record is from RefSeq and is a predicted model, not a curated record. Lineage: Eukaryota; Metazoa; Arthropoda; Insecta; Diptera; Tephritidae. The transcript has a single exon. Bases 1 to 780 code for a protein of 259 amino acids.